This is a messenger RNA of Penicilliopsis zonata CBS 506.65, 989 nucleotides long. RefSeq lists its product as hypothetical. Bases 391 to 945 code for a protein of 184 amino acids. The record is from RefSeq and is a predicted model, not a curated record. NCBI's taxonomy places the organism in Eukaryota, Fungi, Ascomycota, Eurotiomycetes, Eurotiales, Aspergillaceae. Gene Ontology annotation, biological process: mitophagy. The transcript is spliced from 4 exons. Gene Ontology annotation, molecular function: mitochondrion autophagosome adaptor activity.
CCGACGGCUUGGAUAUCGAGCAGAGGGUUCUCCAGAAGGAGAAAAGGGUAGCCUUGAGGAGCAGCCAUUGUUUCGGUUUCGAAUCAGAAUAAAUCGACAGACUCAAACAACUACUUUCUUAUGAGGGAAAGAGUGGAAAAAAGAAGCUUGCAGAGGAGGACAGCAAGGUGGUGGGGUAUGGAGGGGAAGUCAGGAAUAUUUUCGGAGUUAACUAAUGGUAACUUAAUAUGAUACCGUAUCGUCUCUUACCGUAAACUAUCGGCAGUUGCGUCAGGGGAUCCCCAGCCGACUUCCGCGCAAAGCAUUGUUAGGAAACGACUCUCGAACGCAGGGUUAUUGUCCUAUUACUGUCUAAAAAACAGGUCAGAUUAACCACAACACUCGCUGAAAAUGGAAGACCCAGCGAUACAGAUUGCGGAAACCAUUCAGACUGCCUCGAUCAAGCGAGACCCGUCUCCGGCCCACGACAUCAACCCUCCCACCGCCGCUUCAGAGAAGAAGCCUGUUGUCCAAGAUGAUGCACAGUCGGAGGCCGCUAGCAUCGCUUCGGACGUCGUUGACCCUCGCCAUAUGAUCAGGCCCGUCCCGCGGCGGCAUAACCUCCCUCCCUUGCCGGAUCUGCGCUUCGAACAAAGCUAUUUGGCCAGUUUGAAAGGAGCAGACACUUGGGGACGCGUUGCCUGGAUUACCUUUAGAGAUCAGGUCCUUCUUCCUCUCGUCCAAGGUACAUUAUGGACCCUUGCGCUUUCCGGAUGGCGGUACUGGAACCGUAACGCUUCUCUCAGCGGGCGAACUCUCGGCAGCAGAGUACGCAGGUGGUGGUACGAGGUGAACAACUGGAAACUUCCGAAGAUGGACAGCUUCAGGGAUCCCAAGCUUGCUGAACAGGUGGAAGACCUAUUACAGUACUACACGGCGCAGUUCUCAAAUGCGGGGUCUGACUGAAUCUUGACAUGUAUGAUAUACCUCGACGGCAUUCAUUUUUUCUU